Messenger RNA from Drosophila innubila, 611 nucleotides. RefSeq names its product BLOC-1-related complex subunit 8 homolog. The transcript has 3 exons. The coding region runs from base 66 to 608 and encodes 180 amino acids. Gene Ontology annotation, cellular component: BORC complex. Lineage: Eukaryota; Metazoa; Arthropoda; Insecta; Diptera; Drosophilidae. The record is from RefSeq and is a predicted model, not a curated record.
UUGGAUUAGUUCAUUCAACAAAUACUUGAAUAAAGCAGAGAUACAACACAACAAGGGUCAGGACGAUGGCACAAGCAAGUGAACUUAAUUUUAAAGGAAAAAAGACUUCAGAAAAAAUAUCCGAAAACAUACAUAUUUUUGCCAAUGACCCCUCCUUGGCUUUCUUUCGGAUUCAGGAACACAUUCGUAAGGUCCUACCUGCAAUUCUAGAGAAACGAACUGAAGUCUUAAGUUUGCAAAGCAGUUUGCAAGGACAUUGCUAUGACAUGGAAUAUGGUGUCCAAGCACUUAAGUCGAUAGAAAAAUCAGAAAAUUCAUUCCACAAUAUCCAAGAAAUGAUAAAGACUUCAAUAUUUCUGAAGCAACAGCUAAAAUAUGAAGAAAGUAAAAAAAGAACAAAAAAGGAUAGCGUGAAAAACUCGGUGUAUAAACGUUUUUCGGCACACCUCGCAUUAGAUCUUCCAGAUUUGCCCGAUUUCAGUGUUGUAAUGCGCGACACGACCCAACGAAUGGAGACAAUAAUUGCACCAGGUCAAGGACGUACAGAAACCACAAACUCUCUAUCUAAUUCGGGGGAACUUCAAAGAUCGCACACCACAUUACAUUAAAAA